AUGCUCACCGUAUUCGCAGCUGAGACAUUGAUUUAUAACAUGGCAUGGAACACAUGGGCACCGAUUCAGGAACCGUGUAAAUUAACAAUUAGUUCAUGCGUCAGCGUGCGUAUGUCGAGAUAUUGAGCACGCGGGAAGUUUGGAGAGCACGAAAGAGGCGUAAGAGUUGCACGAGGCGCAGCCGAGUGCAACUCUAGCCUCUUGAGUGCUCUCCAAACUUCCCAAGUGCUCAAUAUCUCGACAUACGCACAGCUGCAGCAUGAACUAAUUGUUUUAUAACAUUAUCAAAGCGAUCAAUGCAGCGGUUAACUGAAAAUUUUAUUAUUGAAGGGCGCGCUCAAAGCAGUACGCGUCAAUGUUUACGUGAAUAUAUCUUUUUUCCUCACAGUUAAUCUUAUGUUUUUAUCCUGAAACUGAGAGAAAGUGUACUCUAAAAUGAUUGUAAAAUCCAUAUUUAGGUGUCGGAAAACUAUUAAUUUCCCGAAAAAUUGUUAUUGAGAGAAAACAACUUUGCAAAGAAUGAGCUCACGCCAUAGCCCGCACAGCUCGCGGAGAUGACAACAACAACAACAACACUCACCUCUUUUCCUUACUAUCGGUUAACAAAUUCAAACGUUUCCUCUUAAAUUUCUUUACAAAACACAUGGUAAACGCUUCAUUGUCUAUUGCUGAGUUAUGGAUUCACUCAGGAGACUCAGGAUUGCUAAGCUCACAACAACUCGAGGAAUUACGAAUAGUUUAUUGACGUCAUCAGCGUGCUCAAUAGGAAUAUGAAGCACGCUCGCGCUAUUGAAUUUGAUUAGGCGAAUUUUCUAGCUAUGUUAUAAAUCGCUUUUGAUUGGACAGACUUCGAUCUCCUGUUGUUGACUUCGUGGGCUCCAAUAAGCCUGGUUCUAACUUCAGCCGCUUUUGCGUGGUUAAUGGACACAAAAGGUUAGUAUUUGUAAUUCGCUUUCCUGCCCAUUCGAUUCUAAGUUCCAAAACCUCUCACGACAAAAGAAAAUAGACCUCUUUUAUAGCUUGUAUGUUAUGUUUUCUCAAUGAAGAUCUCAGCGACAUUUGCUCCUUUGUCUUUUAAAAAAUUAAGCACGCGACUGAAGACAUAGCCUGCGAAAGAGCGAGGAGAAACGGCUGUUUUCGCAGGCUACUGAAGACAAAAUUUGAAAGAAACAGUUCUCAAGAGUAUUGUCACAUUACCAACUCUGGGAAAACAAAACAAACAAGCUAAAGAGGACUAGUGUUUUCAUAAUGGCCUCGCCUUACCCUCGAUUUAAACAGAGGCUUCAGGCAACUCGGAAAUGGCCGUUUGCUUCACCUGUUGUUGUUGUUUUACGGUUUUUGUUAAAUUUACAAGGAUUUCUGUAGUGCUAGUGUAUUAAGCGAGCGGUUGACAUCGUGAGCAUGCCCACGAAUGCUCGUGUUUGUACCAUGUGCUUUGAAGCGAGGGCGAUGAUGUAAAAAAUCAUCAGUUUAAUGAAACUACCAUGUCCUUUCAGUGCCCUAAAUCGACCCAAAAAUUGAGCUUUGCUUCGGGCUGGAGUGUGCUUUUUUGCUGUCAACUUACCCUUACGAUAACAGCAGUUCAAUUUUGAAACACUUAGAACACUGUAAGAGUUAUUUUUCAAAAAGUGUAGUAAAUUAACACGGUAUAUAUUAAUGAAAGGAGCGACCUUAGUUUUGAGGUACUUGCUUUUACAACUUCUUCCAGUUCGUCUGAAGCGAACGACUACAACGAUCACUAUACCAACACAACGCGCUACCGCUGCCACAUGGCGGGCCCCACACUUGCAUUUUUGUUCUCACGUUAGAAGAAUGUUGACUAAUUCAUGAACCCAGAAAAGUCCCCAAAAGUUAACAUUGUAUUGACCAAGCUGCCGAUACCAUCCUUAUCUUUUUUUCUCUUUAGGAUUAAGAAUAUCUGUGCUUUUAAUUGCCUUUUUGUCAGUCUUUGGCAAAUGUCUUCAACUUAUUCCAGUAAGUGAUAACAAGAUGCGGACCAUCUUUAUAAAUGUGGGUCAGUUCAUUAUCAUGGCUGGUGGAACUGUGGCUCUUAGUGCCCCUCCUCUAGUCUCUGCAACAUGGUUUCCGCCCAGUGAACGCACCACAGCUACUGCUAUUUCGGCUUUGGCAGGAUCCUUUGGAAUUUCUGUAGCAUUUGUUGUUGGUCCUGCAAUGGUUCGUAACAAAGUUCCAGAAUCUAUCAUCAGUAAUUCAUCAAAUUUGGAAAAAAUGCAAAAUUUAGUGGAAAUAAUGAGCCACCGAAUAACACAGUAUUCAUUUUUUCAAGUAGGUUUGUGUAUAGCGACGUUCAUCUGCGUCUUGCUCUACUUUCCGGCAAGACCACCCCUCCCUCCGAGCCUCACUGCCUCUAGACCUCACACACAGAGCACAGCAGCUUCAUUUAGACAAGUCAUGAGGAAUGGCAAGUUCUUGUUGCUGAGUACACUAGCUGCUUUAGACUUUGGUGUUUACUUUAGCUGGUUGUCCGUGUUAGAUGUCUUCUUGGCCAAGUUUGAUGUGGAUCCUACUACCGCUGGAUGGCUUGGCUGUGGUGCUACAUCAUCGGGUAUUGUCUCUGGAAUUUUGCUGGCAAGGUACGCCGGUUAUUCACCUUGUUGAACCACAAUUCAGUAGUAGCUGAAUGUGCAUUUCAAGCCUCCAAUUUUAGGACACCGAAAUUUCUAUUUUUCUCGGGGAAGCAUGACCCCAAGCCCCCUAGUAUUGCUAGUAUGCUCACCGGUUCCUCGCCCACUCUCGAACUGCUCCAAACAUAUAGGGACGGCAGGAUUGCAGGCUACCUUGCUCCGCGAUUCCCGUUUGUAUCGUCGGUAGAUAUAUUUUUAAUGUCGAACAAUGACUUUGAUUCAUGAUUUGUGCGGGAUCUAGAGAAAAUUUUUUUAAUAAUAGUUUGAUGCAAACCUUAACGAAUAAAUGUUCCAGACUCUGGAACUGGGUCAAAGCUAGUUUGGUAUGGGGUGAGAAAAUGGCUUCUACACAGAAUUUUCUUUACCCUGCGAACGUAGUCGUAUUUCUGUUCGUCGCUUCUCUCCACCCGAAAACUUACUUUUCGGGUGGAAAGAAGCGGCGACCGGAAAUACAUCUGAUUUCGCGAUCGCAGGCUAAACUUCCUUUGGCUUUUCACGCGUUCCUCCAUAUCACGAAAUUUACCAGAAUUCAAAAAUCGGCACCUGAGCUACCAAAUUGAAUGAAUCAUGAAAACAUAAACCACUCAUGCAAACCUUUACAAGAAAGUAUUGAUAACACAGCAAAUACAAAAGGAAGCAAGGAUAGACAAACUUAAGAAAGAUUGAAACGGGUCUUACAAUAAUUUGUUUUUGUUGUUUUUGUUAGCCUAAUUAAAAGAUUAUCAAAGGCCGUGUUUGUUGUAUGUAACGUUUGCCGCUUGGGAGCCGGCAUAUUCUUCGACACCAAACUGUUCCAUAGCGAAUAAGGAUGCGCACUUGGCAUUAUAAACAAACUAAACUAGCCAGCCGUGAUACAGCCCCUUUGAGUUGACCCUUUUUACUCGCAGAUCAAAUGAUGGCGUCUUGUAAGGUGGUUGUGGCAACAUCUUUGACUCUGUGGAUGAAAUCCUAUAGUUAGCCAGCGUUGCUGCCGGCCCACCCAUAGUGUAGACCAUUAAUAUAGUAUAGCUCUAUACAUGAGGUGCCACGAUUAAAACAUGAUAGCUUGCAAAAACAGCCGUCUUUCCUCGCUCCUUGCCACUUGGGAUGUUUCGCCGGAAGGGACGUCUGCGCCUCAGAGACAUAAACUCCAUACUGAUGACGUAAAUCUAUCCGGAAUCUGCCUGGGAGUUCUAUAUAUUGUUUUAGCUAUUGUUUACGAAAGACAGACAAAAGGCAAACGGUCACAUGGGUCAACGCGAUGGAUCUACUACAAUACCGUCCAUUUUCUUGGAAUAUAUUCUUCUUUGGCAGGGCAUUUGAGUUUUGCUGGAGCUCGUUCGCCGAAGAAAACAAAACUUUACCAUAAUCGACCAGGAGAGACAUAAAAUUGAACAAAUUAACAUUUGGAGCCCUUUGACUACCGGAUUUAUUAUGCAAACAUUGAUUUACGUCAUCAGUAUGGUAUUUCUGUCGGUAAUGCGUGGACUUCCCCUCUGGCGAAACGUCCCUAGCGAAGAGGAGCGAAGAGGGACGGCUAUUUUUGCAGGCUAUAGACAUGAACGUUUUGUCCUUAUCUCUUUAAGGUAUGCAGACCGUUUAAAAAACAAAACAAAACAGAUGUUAAUACUUCUCUUGGCUCUCUCAACAUUAUCCUUGCUGAUCUUCAGUUUGUCCUGUGCUGGAAUUCUACCAUCCACCAAACCACUACUAUUCAGCUCCAUCAUCUCAGGAGGUUUGUUUUUCAACAGUGCCAUUCCACUAUUUAUUGAACUUACAAUGGAGUGUGCAUAUCCAGUAGGAGAGGGACUCGCUAGUAGCCUUAACAUGACCAUGACAAAUAUAAUCGGAUUGUUUUUCUACAUCCCCUUUAUGCUGCCGCACUCUGAUGUAAGGUGGAUGAACUGGGUGACCGUUUGCAGUCUGGGUGCUAGUGUCUUAGGGUUGCUCAUUUACAGAGAAAAGUACACGCGGCUUGAGAUAGAU
Porites lobata is the source of this 4610-nucleotide messenger RNA. Lineage: Eukaryota; Metazoa; Cnidaria; Anthozoa; Scleractinia; Poritidae. The record is from the annotation of a GenBank genome assembly.